Molecule: messenger RNA, 1815 nt
Organism: Kwoniella botswanensis
Lineage: Eukaryota; Fungi; Basidiomycota; Tremellomycetes; Tremellales; Cryptococcaceae
Exons: 16
Coding region: 1-1815 (604 amino acids)
Source: RefSeq, a predicted model, not a curated record
AUGUUCACUCCUCUUUCAAAAGGCUCUGAGAGAGCUCAAGAUAGAUUAUGGGAUAAAACGAAUUCACCUCAUAAACAGAAAAUCAGACCUUCCUUACCUCUCCCUUCUACGGCAGAUCCAUCAUCCUCAUCAUCAUCUUCCACUCAGAAUAGACCUUUAGUCAAUAAUAUCGACAGAAAGGGUAAAGCGAAAGGGAAGAGCAAAUCGUUGGGGGAAGAUCUGAAAGCUGUUACUUCACAUUUGAGUUUGGGUAAACCAGGUCAGAGGUAUAAGAGGAAACUUCGCCGAUUGAGUGGGAUCGAUCCCUCACAAAUACAAGGCCAAAGGCAGGAGGGGGGUAAUGGAAGAUGGACUAAAUGGUUCUUUCGGCCAAGUAGGAAUACCGUUAAUACAUGGUUGGACUCAUGGUGGAAGAGACAUUUCGUCCUGGUCAUCUUACCUUGUGUGGUGGUCUGGAUAUGGGUUUCACUUCCAUUCCCAGUUUCUGACCCGUACAAAGACGAUCCAUUUCCCGAAAUUCCAUCUUGGCCUAAAAAACCGAAAGACGAUCCAUCUUCGCCUACACCUGGCGAUGGAGAUGGAGAUGAAGGGAAGGAGAGGGAUUUACCGCUAGAUGUGAAUUUCUAUUUCUUCUUGAUUUGGUAUUUUGGGAUGUACUUGGCUGUAGCUCUAUUCUUUAUUACCAAUUUAUUCUCACUUUAUCGUCUUAACUGGUGGCCAUCUAAACUAGGAGGUAAACUGUCGUAUGCCCUAACAUGGUCAUCCACCUUGUUAUUGGGUUUAGCAGCCCAUCAUCUCGAUUUGUUCGGGUUGAGGAAAAGGUGGGAGAGUAAUAAGGAUCCUGUGGAUGGUGGAGUUGAUUGGGAGAGGAAGACCUUCUGGGUGACUCUAUCAUUCAUAGCUAUGUUGAUGCCGGCAAUAGCAUGUUUUUCGAAAUUGAAGAGGGAUAAAAGACAUACCUAUAGACAGCCAUUAUCGACCGUUACGCAGAUCUUCCUAGGUGGCCAUUUAUCAAGACGAUUUCCGGCAUCUUGGUUAAGGUUCUUAUGGUUCAUGACUUGUUUGGCUAUCGCUUGUUUCUCCCUUAUUGCAGGACAAGCAUAUGCAAGUUUGUAUUUGACCACUUUACCUCACACUUCCUUGGAUGCUGGUACCUGGGUAUAUUCAUGGGUGAUCACUGUCCAGCUACUAGCGCAAAUAUCAUUCUUCAUCUUAUCCUCGAAAGUCCGAAGUCGAGCUUUACUUUUCUUGUACAAAUUGUUCUUCCAAUUGGUAUAUCAUGUAUUUUAUCGUAAUCUGUUCGCCCGAUUACGCUCACCCACUCAAUACGCUACUGUCCAACUUCUCUCGUCUAUCUCAGUCAUCAUCAUCUUCCCUCUACAGAUGUCACAUACAUACCAUCGAUUGUUACAGUUAUUGGUGGGAUAUCCUACACCAUGGGAGGAACAUGUCGAAAAUGUUGCGACUAGCUUUUAUUGUAGAGGUUUAGCUCAGAAUGUAACGAUGGUUGGGUUUUUAGGCUGGUUAUCGAUCUUGCAUUUUGGACCUAAUCAGCACAUAUACCCUUUCUUCAGAUUCGACCCCACUCCCGAAGAUCCCUAUACCUUCCCACUGACUUUCAUAGCUUCUUCGAUCAUAUGGGGUUCCGAAUUGAUAAGCUCCUUCAUAGCUAGGUUACUCAUGUCUAUAGCAUUUGGAGUGAACGUCUCUCAGAUAGGAUUGGAUGAGAUGAGAGAAUAUCCUGAAUUGGGCUGGGCUUCGGUUCACGUAUCCAUGAAUAUCCUCUUAUUCCUCAUCAAACUGAACUUUCGAUGA